Cadophora gregata is the source of this 2463-nucleotide messenger RNA. RefSeq lists its product as uncharacterized. The record is from RefSeq and is a predicted model, not a curated record. Gene Ontology annotation, molecular function: oxidoreductase activity, acting on NAD(P)H, oxygen as acceptor. NCBI's taxonomy places the organism in Eukaryota, Fungi, Ascomycota, Leotiomycetes, Helotiales, Ploettnerulaceae. Bases 1051 to 1596 code for a protein of 181 amino acids. The transcript is spliced from 3 exons. Gene Ontology annotation, cellular component: intracellular anatomical structure.
AGCUUGUUCAAUUUACAAAAGACUUACCAGCAACAUAUCUUGCCAGUUUUCAAGGCAGCUGAAAACUUACCUUCAUGAUAAAGUUCACGACAUCUUAUCAAUCCAACAAUUCCGUGGGGGCACACCAUCUCUCACAUACUUUCCUUCCAUCCAGUAGUCUCUCCCUGCUCCACGCUGUUGAGAUAAGCUCACCAUACCCCGCAAGUUAGUUCGCGGGAGCGGGAUGCUGCGUUUGUUUUCAAUCUAUUCAUAGUGCGGCGGACACGUGGGCAGCGCCCGAGAACGCCUCGCGCGGUCUAUCUCCACGAUCCGUCUUCCCAGACGGGAUGGCACACCAGAAAUGUAUUGUGACUCGAAAGAGUUGCGCAUCACGAGACUUCCUCAUAAAUACUCGGUGCUGUGAUGUGAUUCCUGUACCACUACCCAACGUGCUCUGCCUCCCCAUUCGAUAAAUGUAAAGAACUAAAAUGUUUUGAUUCUUUUGGGUCUACUACUAAUCAGAUAUCGUUAUCUGACACGAAACUCUCUCGGUUCACAAGGCAUGAACCGAAAUGCCUAUGAUCGUCGUGGUCAUGUCAAGCGGUGUACAAGUGCUAUUGUACGUCUUGGGAUUACAAUGACACAACACCAACAUCAAUACCAUUUACAUCCCAUACCAGAGGAACUUGUUUCCUGUCGAGCAAACUCAUCGUUGAGAAUUGAUGGGCCUCCUACCCGGGGUCAUUCAAAUCCAAGCGCUAUUCUCUUCUAGGAAACCGAGCACAAUUCCCGCGAACUCCCGAGUCCGCGUCAACACUCUCUAAGCGAGUUGAUCAGAGAGUAAACUGUAGACCUUAUAAGUACAAUCCACAGCCCCAUGACAAGAAAGUCGUCUUCAUCACAGGCGCCAACACAGGUCUCGGCCUCGAAAUAGCCAAAGCCUUAUACAAAACCCCCCAACCAUACCACAUCAUCAUCGGCAGCCGACUCAUCAGCAACGGCGAAUCCGCCAUCGCCGCCAUCCAACAAGAAGCCAACCCCUCAUCACCCAGCAGCACCACCCUCAGCGCCAUGCAACUCGACCUCUCCUCCGACGCCUCCAUCACCCAAGCCAUCCAAUACAUCACCUCCACCUUCCACCGCCUCGACAUCCUCAUCAACAACGCCGGCGCCUCCUUCGACGCCCUCCUCCGCGACAACGCACUCAGCAUCCGCGACGCAUGGAACCAAUCCUGGGACACCAACGUAACCGGCACGCAAGUCCUGACCAGCGAAGCCAUCCCCCUCCUCCUCAAAUCAAGCUCGCCAAGACUGAUUUUCAUCACGAGCGGGACUUCUGCGCUCGCGUAUACGGACAGGUUUGAUCACCCUGCGUUGCAGCGGAUUAAUGCCUCGCCUGCGCCCGGGUGGCCGAAGCGGGAGAUGGAGAGGGAAAUUAACCCGAUUGAGGCGUAUAGGAGUGCGAAGACGGGGCUGAAUAUGAUGAUGAGGCAGUGGUUUCGGAUUUUGAGGAAUGAUGGGAUGAAGGUUUGGGCGGUGUCGCCCGGGUUUUUGGCGACUGGUUUGGGGGGCGUGGGGGUUGAGGAGUUGAGGAAGGUGAGUGGGGGAGAUACCUAGCGUGUUCAAGAGAUGGUGAUGGGCUUGCUUGCUGACUGGUGGGCUUUUUAGAUGGGAGCGAGAGAUCCGGCGGAGGGUGGAGAGUUUGUCAGGCGCGUUGUUGAGGGGGAAUAUGAUUCGGAGGUGGGAAAGGUAAUUGGCGCUCAUGGUGUGCAGCCUUGGUGAUCUUCUUAGAUAGACAGUGACCUGCCCAAGGUACUGAGACUGAAUGGGGAUCUCCUAUGCUUGAAUGCGGACGUCAACUUCUGUCUCUGUCUAUGUCUUUCCCGCAAUCGGGUAGUUCUCUCGUCAUGUAAGCCCAGGCGCGUCUUCCAACUCCUGCAUCAACUCCCUCCACCAAACCCCCUCAGCACCAGCCCGUUCACCGAGCUGCAAUUCCCAAAGCCGCAAUCGUACCGCCUCAUAGUCUCUCCUAACCCGCCUCUCACACCACCACGUUCCUUCAUACCGACACAUCAGUCCCAGCCAGUACCCAAGCAGCCACAACGCCCUCUCAUCCCUUUCGUACAGGAGAGAUUUCAGUCCUCCAUGUAUCUUGGUGAGAAACACCCAAUUGACGAGAAUCAUCGAUUCUGGCGGUUGAAGACUCCUCAGAUAGGCAAGCGUCAUCAUUGCCGGUCCGAAAAUCUCAUUCUCGUCUUCAGCGCAGCAGUUGGAACCAGAAUCACUACUGAGAUUAUUGCUUCUAUCGCGCUUCAAUUUGAAAGCCCGGAUCCAAGUCUCAGGAACGAUAUCCAAGGUUUGGAAUUUCCGGAACUCCCUCCACCCGGCUUUGCCAGGACCGAACAUGAUAGGGUUUAGAAACGCUACCGUCCGAUCCGUGUACGCUGACAACGAAUUCGAGAGCGGUCUCAAACCAGCUUGUAG